This is a messenger RNA of Salmo salar (Atlantic salmon), 2307 nucleotides long. Its product is annotated as solute carrier family 2 member 11, like. NCBI's taxonomy places the organism in Eukaryota, Metazoa, Chordata, Actinopteri, Salmoniformes, Salmonidae. Gene Ontology annotation, molecular function: D-glucose transmembrane transporter activity. Gene Ontology annotation, biological process: dehydroascorbic acid transport. The record is from RefSeq and is a predicted model, not a curated record. Gene Ontology annotation, cellular component: plasma membrane.
UCCAUCGUCUUCACAGCCCUAAUGUUAACAUGUCACCACUUUCAGUUAGACAUCUGUUUUAGUUGAGUCUCAUUUACCCUCAUUCCUUGCAUUGAACCAGGGACUAGCUAUGGCACAUGCCUUGAUGCUUCUGUUAGAAAGUCCUGUUCUUAUUGCUGCCAUUUUCAUUAGUGGCAUUGGUGGGACAUUCCAGUUCGGCUUUCAUAUAUCUGUCCUAACUUCACCUUCUUCUUUCAUAAAGGAGCUGGUGAACACCACAUGCCUGCAGCGCUAUAGUAUAUCCCUGGAACAGUGGGAAGUGACUCUCAUCUGGUCCUUCAUCGUCUCCAUCUUCUGCAUCGGGGGUCUCCUCGGGUCCCUGUGUGCCGGCCGCCUCUCAUCAGCGUAUGGGAGAAAGAGAUGCCUGUUGUUGAACAACCUGUUUGCCAUUGGCGGUGCUGGGAUGAUGCUGUUGAGUAAAACGGCCAUGUCCUUUGAGAUGAUCAUGGUUGGACGUUUCCUCUAUGGCAUUAAUGCAGGUGUUAGCCUCAGUGUCCACACCAUGUACCUAGUGGAAUGUGCCCCCAAGAGGCUGCGAGGGAUAGUGGGUGUGUCUGUUUCCACCUUUCUGUCCAUGGGGAAGUUCUCAGGUCAGCUUCUGGGGAUCAGUGAGUUAUUGGGGACAGAGGACAGGUGGCCUUGGUUGUUGGGCUUCAGUGGUGCGACCGCCCUGCUCCAGCUCAUCACCCUGCCCUUCCUCCCAGAGUCACCCAAAUACCUGCUGCUGGACCGGGGCGACCGCCAGGGCUGUGAGAAGGCCAUCCGCAGGCUGUGGGGAAACAGAGACCACAGUGCGGAGGUGGAGGAGAUGCUGGUGGAGCACGCCUCCAUGAAGGGAGUCCGCAGCCACACUGUGUUGGACCUGAUCCUGGACCAGGACGUACGCUGGCAGUUCCUCACCAUCCUCGUCACCUUCACCACCCUGCAGUUCAGUGGCAUCAACGCUGUGUACCUUUACUCAUUUGACGUGUUCCGUACUGCAGGGAUCCCCACACACCAGUUACGCCAUGUUGCCUUGGGAACCGGUCUGUGUGAGGUUUCUACCUCCAUGGCCUGUGUGAUGGUGAUUGAGAGCACAGGAAAGAGGCUAAUGCUCUAUAGGGGUUACCUAUGCAUGGCAGUUACCCUGGGUCUCCUGACCCUUACACUAUACCUGCAGAUCCAAGUUUCCUGGAUGCCUUACUGCAGUAUGCUUCUCAUCUUCAUCUUCAUCUUCUUCUUCUCCAGUGGACCAGCUGGUGUGACAGUGGCUCUACCUGGUGAUAUCUUCAACCAGUCGUUCAAAUCAGCUGCCUACACCAUCGGCUGCACCCUCAACUGGCUGGGCCUCUUCCUCCUGGGGUUGCUCUUCCCCCUCAUAGUGGAGAAUUUGGACUACUUUUGUUUCCUGAUUUUCUUCGUCUUCUGUUUCCUGUCUGGGGUGUUUGUGUGGUACAACGUGCCUGAGACCAAGAACCGCACUUUCAUGGAGAUCACGGCCGAGUUUCAGAGGAUGCAUCCCAAAAGGGGAUCCUCGGGGGAGGGAAGGACGAGACCUCCUGAACCCAGUCAUAUCAAGGCAUGCACAACCACCAAAUUCUGAACAUUUUCCAUAAUGAAUGACAGUGUGUCUGACUUGCACAUUGUUUUGUCGUUCCUGUGAAAACAUUGUCUUUGUGAAAACUCCUCUGUUAAGAUUUGCCCCACACAUCCAUGUCCAGUCUGCUGUCAUCUUGAUUGCAAAUCAAUAAUUUUGACCUUUAUGAUGGUAAGUAUUGUGUGAUUAAUAGGUGGCCCAGAGAGUUAACAUUUUUAAGUAGUUUUAGUAUUCUGAGCAGGCCAAGGUCUGUCGUCAUCAUGCUCUGGCCCCAGCCAUACAGACACUAAUCAGGCAGGAAAAGGUUUUACCUCUGACACCUACUUGUAAAGGCAGCAUUCUGUGCAUACUUUACUGAUGAACAAGGUAAGGUACAUAAUUUUAGCAUGAUUCAAUCAGCUCACCUUGAGUUUCUUAUUGGUGAGUCAGCAGGGCUGCCAUGCAUAGCUUAUCUGUCUGAUUUAUUACACUCACUUUGAGAGUAUUUUUUUCAUUACUGUGGUGUGUAGGAUUAUUUCAAAUGGAAACUUAUGUCUACUGUCUAUAUUCACGAGAAAAACAGUACCAGUGAAAAGUUUGGACACAUCUACUCAUUCAAGGGUUUUUCUUUAUUUUUACUAUUUUCUACAUUGUAGAAUAGUAGUGAAGACCUCAAAACUAUGCAAUAACACAUGGAAUUAAGUAGUAACCAA